Messenger RNA from Camellia sinensis, 1776 nucleotides. The record is from RefSeq and is a predicted model, not a curated record. Lineage: Eukaryota; Viridiplantae; Streptophyta; Magnoliopsida; Ericales; Theaceae.
GAGUAUCUUCUUUUAUUUAUUUACUUGUUAUAUUUAUAAAACUUUAUUUUCGGGACCUCAUGGUUUUCCUUUUGCAGGAAACGAUUUGAAGAAAGUCUUGAUCUCGACCGACGACGCUGUCCUUUCAGAAAUCAAGACUGCACUCAAGUAUUUUGGCCGACCGAGUCUUCAGAAGUAGGGGAAGGCAGCCCACGUUCUGCUCUACUACGAGCCGACUUAUACGACCUUUUCAGCGGCGAAAAACAUCCCAAUUUCAGAGGGUGAGGAGUCUCUUAUCGCCCUUAUCUUGACUGAUUUCAGAAAUUUGAGGCAAGUCGAUUGCGAGGGAUUAGAUUAGGAGCGAUCGGAAGUAGUUAAGGCCGCCGAGUCAGACCAAUCCGAAACUGAGGUUGACAAGGCUUUGAAGUUAGCAUUUGAAGAAGCCGGCCUCAAUUCGGUUGAUCCUUCGUCUACUUCGGGUUGAGAAGACCGUCCGCUCGACGAUAUUUUUCACGGUGUGGAGGACCUUCUCCGAGCGUUCCCAGAAGAUAUGGCUGGGUUGAGCCUCACUAAACUUGCCAAUAAGGCAAACGCGGAAAUGAUGGCCACGCGGCGAAAGGCGAAGGAGAUUCGGGCUGCCGAGUCUCAGUUCCAGACCUCCUUGCCUGUUAUUGAGGGGACGGCAAAGAACGGAAGUACCGAGGCAGAACCUUUUGUGCAGGCAAGUGUAGAAGCUGAGCAAAGGGUGGAGAAACGCCCUGCCGACGUCGACGCCGGCUCAGAAGAAGACCGUGCCAACAAACGACCUCGUUUGGAGGAGUCGGAUGUGAUUGUACCUUUUGUUAUUCAGCCCAAGAUAAAAAAAUACGCCGAUCUCCUUCGAUGCUUCGGUAAUCAAAGAUCCAGCGGUUGCACUAAUCUUGGCGACAUUCGUUUCACUGCCUGCUGACAAGGCAGCUUUUCGGGCAGAGCCUGAUCUGGUUGCAAUUGGGUUGGCCGCGCAAUCGGCUCUUUUGGCAAUCGGAAUGAUAGUUGACAUGGGCCGUCACUAUCAUGAUGCCGUCGAGCUAAUUGGUCGUUUACAAGCGGAGGUUGAGGGCCAAAGGAGUAAGGCGCAGACGGAAGGCGCCUGUGCCGAGGCCGAGAUGGAGAGGGCCCGCAAUGCUGAAGAAUUGAGAUCAGUUGUCGAGAAGAGGGCAGAUGCGAGCGACGACAUGCUUAAAUUGGCCCAGGAGGCGAUCUCUAAAUUGAAGGCUGGGUUGGAAGAGAUGAAGGCGGCGAAGGAAACAGCCGACCUGAAGGCUUGCAGCGCAUUCGAUGCUGGGAAAAAAUCUGCUUUUGAUGAAUAUGUAGACGAAGUCCCCAAAUUUGAGAAUCGAGGGUUUAAACACGGCUGGCUCAAAGCCCUUGCUACUGCUGAUGUGACAUUGGCUACGCCAAUUCUAUACGAGCAAGUGGAUGUUGAGCUGCUGGAGUCUGACUCCGAGGGCUAAUUUAGGCGGCUCUUGUUUUUAUUUUAGGAUUUGCAUGUAAUUUUCAGCGUUUUACAGCUUUUUGUUUAGUAAUUUUCAUAUGUAAAAUGGUUACAAUUUGUGCCCAAUUUACUUAAUGAAAAUUCAUUUUGUACUAAUGAACGGAAUUAUUUGGUUGCUGUUUUGGAUAAAACGUUUUGUAUACUUGCCGACUAAAUGAUUAGGCCGUUUAGAUAGUUAGGUCGUUUAAAAAGUCAAAAAUCAAUACAUGAAGUGGCUGUGGCACAUAUCAAUUGGCAUGGGGCCAAGAUGCUCGGUCGGUUAG